CAUGUAGACAGCAGUUAGCAUGAUAUACCGGAUCGCCUCCUUCAAUUCACAAUCCCAUUAAUUAUUCUGCAAUUUUGCAUUAUUAUGAAUAUGGAGAAGAAGAAGAAGAAGCAUCUUUCAUCCAUUGCUAACCACGUUAUUGGAACAUGCGCCCAAAAGCUCGAUUCCUCUGUGGAUCAUCUGAUUCAAGAAUUCGAGAGAGGAUGGAAGCCUGAAAUGGAUAGUUACUCAAAGAAACUAGUAGAAUUCUGCUGUACAAAAGCACUUGCACUCCUGUGUGGAACCAUAGAUGAAACAAUCAGCAACGGCUCUUUUAGCCGCUUCACAUUUGAUAUGAUGCUGGCUUGGGAGAUGCCAAGCUCCACAGAUGAAGAAUCUCACUCUGAGUCUAUGGCAAAGGAGAAAGAGGAGAGAAAGGUUCCAGCAGUUACCAACAAAAUACAAGAUGAUGUUUCUAUUUUCUAUACAGAUCUCAUGCCACUCCUAGUUGAUAGAGAGCCAAGUGCAGGAGAAGAUGCAUUUGUAUGGUUGGGAACACUUGUUCCUUUGGUAGUAGACAUAGUCAAUGGAAGAUUUACUUAUGACACACUGACUGCGCCUACAGCUAAUCGGCUUCAUUUUCCAGCAUACGACAAGUUCUUGAAAGAGAUUCAGAGAUGUAUUAAGCAUUUACAGAAGCAAGACACUCCAGCGGGCGUGGAGCUAGCAGACGAUGAAUUUAUAUUGCACGUAGAGGGAACUGCAAGUUCCAACAGGGUGGUGCGCCAUAUUGGGGGAACAAGUUGGCCAGGCAGGUUGACAUUGACGAACUAUGCCCUUUACUUUGAGGCCUCGGGUAUUGUAUCAUAUGAAGAUGCACUGAAACUCGACCUUUCAAAGGACGUUCAGCAUAGUGUAAAACCCACGGCGACUGGUCCUUGGGGUGCUCCCCUUUUCGACAAAGCUAUAGUUUAUGAAUCUUCUGAAUUGCAGGAGGGCGUCAUCAUAGAGUUCCCUGAGAUGACGAGUGCAACAAGACGUGACCAUUGGUUUGCUCUCGUGGAGGAGAUCAUGCUGCUGCACCAGUUUCUGCUCAAGUUCAAGGUGAAAUCGGAACUACAAGUGUGGGAAUUGCAUGCAAGGACCAUAUUAGGGAUCAUUCGACUUCAUGCAGCGCGAGAAAUGCUUAGAAUUUCACCUCCGGAGCCGAAGAGCUUCUUAAUAUUUUCCUUGCUGAAUGAGCUGCCAAAGGGGGAUUACAUACUACAGGAGCUCUCCGACAGUGUGAAAACAAUCACAGGUGGAAAUCCGUGCAGCGCCAGUUCGAUUCUCAGGAAUUUGAACGUCUCUCAACCCUGCAUUCCUUGCCUAGAGCCGAAGCAGAUCACUGGUGACACCGGGAUGGUGCAGCCUGAAAGUCUGUCGUUAUUGGAGGAUGCUAUAAACCAAUCGAGAGAGGAAGCCAAAGAAGUUGAUGUGGCUAAAGCUUCGGCCGAGGGAAUAAAAGAGGAAGGAAUCAGUGAAAGCGCGCAGGUUCUUAUGGGUCUGCUUAAUCCGGUUGGAAGUUUAGCCACCCGGGGCCAACGAGUCUUGCAAUGGGAACGGCCCAUGACCACUUCCAUUCUGGUUUUAUCUUCACUGAUAGUCAUCUACAAAGAAUGGGCGGGUCCUGCUAUAUCAGCGUUGUUGUUGUGGAUGGUUGCGACGAUGCUACAGGUUAGGAGGAGAAGAAUCCCAGAAAAGCAUAACAAAAUUGUCAUCUGUGCUGGAUCCGACCAGUCGGCAAUGGAGAGUAUAGUAACUGCACAACAGGGACUAAGAACCGUACACGAGACAAUGAAGCAGACGAACAUAGCAUUGCUCAAAAUCUGGUCAAUACUGACCUCCGAAGCUCCAAAGCACACGAACACGGUGAUGGUGGCUACGAGUUGCUGUGCGGCCAUACUAGCCGUGAUCCCAUUCAAAUAUAUCCUAAUGGCCGGUGUAGUGUAUGGUGCUGUGAUGACAUCAAAAAGUGGGAGGUCUAUGCAGAAUGAGCAAGGCAAUCGCCGACUGUGGGAAUGGUGGGACUCCAUUCCGAUAAUCCCCGUUGAAAUAGUGGACAACCAACCAGCAAGUACUUCGCAACGAUCCGACUGAGAGGUUGUCUGAGGUGCUGUGUUAGAGUUGUGUUUCGAGGGUUUGCUCCUUUGUAUUGUAUAUAAGGAAAUUUUUAGAUUGUGAAGUUUUUGUUUUACACGGAUAAUAGUGUAUAAAAUGGUCAUAAAUGUUAUAGAAGCUUAUACAAUGCAUAGAUUUUUAGAUUGUGAUGUUUGAA
Salvia miltiorrhiza (redroot sage) is the source of this 2296-nucleotide messenger RNA. RefSeq lists its product as uncharacterized. The record is from RefSeq and is a predicted model, not a curated record. The transcript is spliced from 11 exons. The coding region runs from base 85 to 2118 and encodes 677 amino acids. NCBI's taxonomy places the organism in Eukaryota, Viridiplantae, Streptophyta, Magnoliopsida, Lamiales, Lamiaceae.